GCGCGGCGGGCGUCUCGCUGUUCGAGCCGCCGCUGCAGAUCUACUGGACCUGGCUGCUCCAGUGGAUCCCGCUGUGGAUGGCCCCCAACUCCAUCACCCUCCUGGGCCUGGCCAUCAACUUGCUCACCACGCUCGUGCUCAUCUCCUACUGCCCCACGGCCACCGAGGAGGCACCAUACUGGACAUACCUUUUAUGUGCACUGGGACUCUUUAUCUACCAGUCACUGGAUGCUAUUGAUGGGAAACAAGCCAGAAGAACAAAUUCUUGUUCUCCUUUAGGGGAACUUUUUGACCAUGGUUGUGACUCUCUUUCAACAGUAUUUAUGGCAGUUGGAGCUUCAAUUGCUGUGCGCUUAGGAACUCAUCCUGACUGGUUGUUUUUCUGCUCUUUUAUUGGGAUGUUCAUGUUUUAUUGUGCUCAUUGGCAGACUUAUGUUUCAGGCGUGUUGAGGUUUGGAAAAGUGGAUGUAACUGAAAUUCAGUUAGCUUUAGUGAUGAUCUUUGUGUUGUCUACAUUUGAAGGAGCAACAAUGUGGGACUAUACGAUACCCAUUCUAGAAAUAAAAUUGAAGAUAUUUCCAGUUCUUGGAGUAGUAGGUGGAGCAAUAUUUUCCUGUUCAAAUUAUUUCCAUGUCAUCCUCCAUGGUGGUGUUGGCAAGAAUGGAUCCACAAUAGCAGGCACUAGUGUCUUGUCACCUGGACUCCACAUAGGAAUAAUUAUUAUAUUGGCAAUAAUGAUCUGUAAAAAGUCAGCAACUAAUGUGUUUGAAAAGCAUCCUUGUCUUUAUACCCUUAUGUUUGGAUGUGUCUUUGCUAAAGUUUCACAAAAAUUGGUGAUAGCUCACAUGACCAAAAGUGAACUGUAUCUUCAAGACACUGUCUUUUUUGGCCCAGGUCUUUUAUUUUUAGACCAGUACUUUGAUAAUUUUAUAGACGAAUAUGUUGUUCUUUGGAUAGCAAUGGUCAUUUCUUCAUUUGAUAUGAUGAUGUACUUUAGUGCUUUGUGCCUGCAAAUUUCAAGACACCUUCAUCUAAAUAUCUUCAAGACUUCAUAUCAUGAAGCACCUGAACAGGUUCAAGUUCUUCCUUCAAAGAGUCAUCAGAAUAACAUGGAUUGAAGAGACUUUCGAACACUUGCCAUCUCUUGCUGCUGCUGUUACAUGAAAGGAAAUAUUAAACAUUUGUUUAAUUUUUAGAUAAGUGUUAUACAUAUUUCAGCAAAUAAAAUAUUUCAAUGCUUGCAUUA
Leptonychotes weddellii (Weddell seal) is the source of this 1246-nucleotide messenger RNA. RefSeq names its product choline phosphotransferase 1 (gene CHPT1). NCBI's taxonomy places the organism in Eukaryota, Metazoa, Chordata, Mammalia, Carnivora, Phocidae. Gene Ontology annotation, cellular component: Golgi apparatus; endoplasmic reticulum membrane. Gene Ontology annotation, biological process: phospholipid biosynthetic process. Gene Ontology annotation, molecular function: diacylglycerol cholinephosphotransferase activity. The record is from RefSeq and is a predicted model, not a curated record.